AUCCUCCGCGGCCGCCUCGCCCCUUGACGCAUGCGCAGUUCUAGGAGACCUUGGAGUUGAGAAGAAGCUGUAAACCUACGGGGCAAAAUGCAGAGCUGGAGCAGGGUGUACUGCACCUUAAAUAAGGUAAAGCUCGCCUCUAGUAAUGCCCGGCCUGGCUGGACACAGAGCAGGAGGUUAGGGUUCCUGUAAAGGCAGUGGGUGUAGUGCAGGGGCAAUGUGACAGCUGAGGCCUACUGUGAGAGUGCCUGCUCACUGUGUGCUCCUACUGACUGGAGGAUCCCCCGACCUUCACCUGCCCAAUACAGGCCUCACUGGAACCACUAUAACAACUGCUCUCAUUGUUUACACUCACAUACACUAUAUAUAUAUAUAUAUAUAUAUAUAUAUAUAUAGUGUAACUUCCCAUGGUGUCUGGCAGUUCAUGAUGACUCCACCAUGCACAUUCUGUUCCUAACCCAACCAAGCCAUUUCCUGAACUGGUUCCACGUAGAUUUUCUUUCUAUCACAAUAAUAUUUCCGUAAACCUGAAAAAACCUUUACGAGAAAUCAGCACCUUUUUAUAAAGCUUUUAGGUUCUGAAGGAGGUUACUCUUAUUUGCCUUCUGCACUCCCUCAAGGCAAAAGUGAAUCCUUUUUAUAAUGAAGCAUUGGUGAAUGUGGAUUGCUGUUCAUGCAACUUAUGCCCCAAUGCACCCAUUUGAGAAACAUUGGGUUGGCAAAGAGAUAACUAAACUCUGGUGCGCAAACGCGUUGUCCAUAUGUCAUUUAUAAGGGUUUUAUGCAGCACAGAAAAGUGGUACCAUGCAGUAUGUAGAAUUCAUGUAUUGCAGGGGGGAAAUCAAGUCAUUAAUCAUCGUAGAAUCCUGUGGCAUCUGAAUCCUACAUACUGCAAGACAAUCAUUGUGUUGCCUUUAAGGAUGAAGUGAUUUGUAUCCAGGACAGCAAGGUAGGUCUGUAAGCCCUACGAUUAGCUUGUACAGUGGUUCCAAAGUCAUCAAUAUGGGACUGUGUUGUCAGAACCUUAUUUUAAAAUUGGAUUAUUUAGUAGCAGCUUAGUGGUUAAAGACUCAUUUAUGUAAAAUGAAUUGCCAAAAUUCAAAUUUCCAUUACUUGUGUGGAGAGUAUCUAUUUUCUCUUGACAAAUUCCAACACACUCAAAGUUUCCGGUCUAAUAUUUUCACCCACUGCAUUUUGUUCUGUUUGGAACACUGCUGCAAAAGGUUCUGUCCAAUAGGCCUGAAUGCUGUAGUAGGCUAUAGACAUGUACUCUUUAAUUGCACACAAGACAAAGUCAUAUCAGCUGUUGCACAGUUGCCCUAUGUUGGGGACUGUAUUACCCUCUAAUUGAAAUGUCUAGGACUAGGUACAAUUUGACCAUCUGUUUAGUUAAAGGACCACUAUAGUGCCAGGAAAACAUACUCGUUUUCCUGGCACUAUAGUGCCCUCAGGGUCCCCCUCCCGCCGGGCUCUGGGGAGAGCGCGCGCAUUCAGCCAGUCACAUAGGAAAGCAUUCAAAAUGCUUUCCUAUGGACACUUGCGUCUUCUCACUGAUUUUCACAGUGAGAAACACGCAAGCGCCUCUAGCGGCUGUCGAGACAGCCACUGGAGGCUGGAUUAACCCAUUUAUAAACAUAGCAGUUUCUCUGAAACUGCUAUGUUUAUAAAAAAAAAAAAAAAAAAAAGUGGGGGUUAACCCUAGCUGGACCUGGCACCCAGACCACUUCAUUAAGCUGAAGUGGUCUGGGUGCCUAUAGUGGUCCUUUAACCCCUUAAGGACCAAACUUCUGGAAUAAAAGGGAAUCCUGACAUGUCAUGUGUCCUUAAGGGGUUAAUACAUUUUAUACAAAAUGUUUUAUUGAUAAUACAUUAAACAUUAUUUGCAAAACAAUUAAAAUGAAAAGCACCCAAUUUACUGUUUAGUGAGUUGGGCUUUAUUUUAGGGAAAGCUGCAGCUUGCACUCCUGGGAACUGGGCUGUAAUGGUUUUGAUGCAUCUUCUUAAUUAUCGUAGCUACAACAAACAUAGUGGAACAGCCUGCAGAGAGCUUCUCCUCCUCCCUCGCCUGUUACUCAAUUGUCAUCAUACAGGGUUGUGCAUUUGGCAGUCUUCUAUGUUGAGAAUUGAUGGACAGCAGAGAGAUCAAAUAUAACUUUAUUGAAAAACCUGUACAUUUGCUAGCAAGGUAUAAAUCCAUUUUAUUUUUUUUUCUAUAUUGUUAAAAAAAAAAAACAAAAAAAAUGUGUGUAUCCCAAUAGAUGGACUUCAUAAAGUAAGAUUCUUUGAACUGGAAGCAUAGUUAAUUUAGAGAAUGUUUUCAGUGUUGCGUUUGUUUUUUGUUUUUUUACUUUAAAUUUGACAUUCACUUUAAAUUCUCACACAGUGAAUAGCCCUGCUAGUUAUUUUUGAUUCUCAAAGGUGAUUGACUUUUGUAUCUUUCUUUUACAUAUCUAAAAGAAUCCCUUCAAUCGAAUUCCUCAUGGGUUGCAGAGGUUAUGUUCAGUGCCUCUAAGAACCUAUUCAGACAAACCAUGUAAGUUUUGUAACACUUAUUCCUCUAAUAUACGUUCAUAAAAAUGUACGUUCAUAAAAAAACUGCGUAUGGGGUUGAUUAUUUUUUGUGUUAGUUUGUUUUAAAAGUUUAAGCUCUCUAAAAUGAAACUAUAGUCAAAAGAACAACUACAGUUUAUUGUAUUUGUUCUGGAGAGUUUAAUAAUUACCUUCAGGCUUUUUGCAGAAAACACUGUAUUUUCAGAGAAAAGGCAGUGUUUACAUUACAGCCUAGUGAUAACUCCACUGGUCACUCCUUAGAUGGAUACUAGAGGUACUUUCUGGUGCAGUGCUGUACAUUGUGCAUCACUGACAUUUAGUAUCUGCACCCUCUGCAUUGAGACACUGAACUUUCCUCAUCGAGAUAUAUUGAUUCAAUGCAUCUCUAUGAGGAGAUGCAGAUUGGCCAGGGCUGUGUUUGGCUUGUGAUGGCUCUGUUCCUGAUCUACCUUCUUGCUCCAAUGCUUUUCCUAUGGAAAAGCAUUGCGAUUGGUUCAGAUCAUCAUUUCUCAUGAUGUCAGCCAAGCAGGUAGAGCCAGCAGCAGCAGACUGGAAUAACAGUAAGCUUUUACUAUAUUUAGGGAGCAAACAGGGGCUAGAUAGUGUUUUUAACACUAUAGGGUCAGGAAUACAUAUUUGUUUAACCCUACAGUGUGCCUUUAAGUAAAGAGUUAAUUACAGUUUUGUAUACCAUAUGAAAAUGGUGGUGAGGUAAAACACAGGAGGCUCUAGCAAACUAUUAAAAGAGCAGGAUAUAAGAAAUUCUAUAUUAAACAGACUGUGUGAUUAUUAUUAUUAUUAUUAUUAUGAUAUUUAUAGAGCGCCAUCAAAUUCCGCAGCGCUUUACAAUGGGUGGACGAACAGACAUGUAGUUGUAACCAGACAAGUUGGACACACAGGAACAGAGGGGUUGAGGGCCCUGCUCAAUGAGCUUACAUGCUAGAGGGAGUGGGGUAAAAUGACACAAAAAGGUAAGGAUAGUAUUAGACUAGUGACAGUUGCAGAAGAGGAAUCAGUCAGGAGCUAUUAACAGUUUAAUUGAUACGCUUUUAUGAAGAAGUGGGUUUUUAACGAUUUUUUGAAGGAGUGGAGACUGGGUGAGCAUCUAAUGGAGGAGGGAAGUGAGUUCCACAGGAAAGGCGAGCAUCAGAGGUGGGAGUAUGGACAGAAGAUAGACGAAAGUCUUCAGCAGGUCGUAAGGGCCUAGACGGGACAUACUUGUGUAUAAGGGAGGAUAGAUAGGUGGGAGCAGCAAUAUGUAGAGAUUUGAAAGCAAGAACCAGAAUUUUAAAUUGAGCUAUAUAUUUUAUAGGAAGCCAAUGUAGGGACUGACAGAAGGGUGAGGCAUGGGAGGUGCUGCGGCAUUCAUUAUGGACUGUAACGGCGCAGGUUGGGAGCACGUAAGACCACUGAGAAGUGGAUUACAGUAGUCAAGGCGAGAAAGGACAGUGGAAUGGACCAAUACCUUAGUCGCAUCUGGCGUUAAGUAGGGGCGGAUGCGCGCAGUGUUUUUGAGAAGGAAAUGACCGGAUUUGGCGAUAGAUUGAACAUGAGGCUUGAAGGAGAGGUCUGAGUCAAAGAGAACACCUAGGCAGCGAGCCUGCGUGGUGGAGCUGAUGGUAGCACCGUUGACUUGGAGGGAGAAAGACACAGGAGUAACAACACUUGAGGGAGAAAAGGCCAGAAUUUCAGUUUUGGUCAAGUUUAGUUUCAGGAAGUGGGCAGCCAUCCAGUUAGAAACAGCAGAGAGGCAGUCAGAGACACUAGUCAAGAGGGACGGGGAAAUAUCAGGAGAGGACAGGUAGAUUUGCAUGUCAUCUGCAUAGAAAUGAUAUUGGAAGCCAAAGGAGCUAAUGAGUUUACCAAGGGAGGCAGUAUAGAUGGAGAACAGGGGACCAAAGACUGAACCUUGGAGGACACCAACAGAGAGGAAUUGGGGAGAAGAAGCAGAGCCAGAGAAAGAAACUCUGAAAGACCGCUGGUAGAGGUAGGAGGAGCUCCAGGAGAGAAGUUUAAACAUUAGAUCUCUAUUUACAGUAGGAGGACUUUGUAGUUCACAUAUAGAGGAGGUGUGGCUCGAACUGCUUGACGGAACACUAUAGGGUCUGAAAAAACGGUUAACAACCUUGGACGUACCUGAUACGUCUGCAGCGAAUUAGAACGCUGGAAGCGAUCAUGAUCACUUCCAGGCGCUCUGAUGGUAUUAGAUAUAGCAGCAAGUGAGAUUUUUGGCACUUGUCCCUUAUGUGUACAGCAGCUAAAACUUUCCCAGAGUCUCUUCUUCCUGGUCGUUGAUGCAAGUAAAGCGGGGGAUGUAGGGAAGCAGCGCUUAAUAAUUAGUCUUUGUGUGGAAACCAAUGCAGCCAAUAUAAGGGAAAAUACUAAAUGGGACAGGAAUACUAAUAUAGUGUAGUAUGUCUAUAACAGCAGAGGCAGAAUAUAAGGAAAAAAAAUAUAUAACACUCACACUUUUCUGGAGCUCCGGAUCAGUGUAUGGACGGUACAAUCCCCGUCUGUAGAUGUUAGGAUGGUCCUGAUGGUAUUGCAGCAUUGCCUCGAUGUCGAUAAUAGUGUUCUUGCGUAACUUUUGAAAAAAAUUGGUUUGGAAAGUGCUACUUGUACUUAUUGCCAUAUAACUUAUUUAAAAAAAAUAAAAAAAUAAAAAAGCUUAGAACAUGUUAACAUUGGGUAUUUCUAAACUCGGGACAAAAUUUAGAAACUAUUUUUCAUGGGUGUUUUUUUUGUUUUUGUUUUUUGCAGUUGUAGAUGUGUAACAGAUUUUUGGGGUCAAAGUUAGUUUUAUUUUUUUUUUUUCUCUAAAUGCAUGAUCAUUUGUGGCAUUUUACUGAAAUGUUUAUUAUUCUAUUGAUUUCUAGUGAAUUAUCAGAAGUGUAAAUGUUUUUUUUGCUGAUUUAAUGUUUUUAUUACAUCUUCUGAAGUGGAAGCGGAUAUCACAGUAAUAGGCUCUGGCCCUGGAGGUUAUGUUGCUGCUAUUAAAGCUGCCCAGCUUGGCUUCCAGGUGAGUACAUGUCAUCAUGAAGUGGUUAGCCUUCGCUUUCUGAAUUACUUGGGUAAUACAGAUGUUAUAACUCAUCUUUAUGCCUCCAAAGCUGUCCAACUAUAGACAGCAUCGAUCUCCUUACUAGUCCCCUGUCAAAUGACAGAACAAUCUCAAUACUACCUUUGACUUCCUGCUAGGUAAAUAUGAUGGAGGUUCACUUCCUUUAAUGCUAUAUUUGAAUAGACACAUGAUUUGCAAGGUAUCCUUGAAAAUCGCAUUGUCACUGAAACAUUCAAAGACAGUCAGCUCCCCUAAUAUACAUUAAGGAAGGAGCCACUGAUGAGUAGACAAAUUGAACAGUGAUUGUGCAUAUUAAAGGAAGUAGAACGGAGGAAUAUGUGAAAAAUAUACUACAUGUAUUCAUAGUUUGCAUCUUUUUAUUUUAACAUAGAAGCUAUAAUUCACAGUAUACACAUGACCACCUUGUUCCGAUUACUUAUUUUGUUAUAUUUUAACAAGGCUUGCUUCAUACUUUUUUGGAUAACUGGCAUCAAAAGUCAUUGAUAUAUGGUCUGAAUGUCUACGGCAAGGAUAACAUAAAAAAAAAAAAAAAAUGGAUAGUGAAAACUUGUGUAACUGGGUAAUACAUUAAAAUGUUACUUAUUUUUCCUUACUUUUAGACCGUUUGUGUGGAGAAGAAUGAAACCUUGGGUGGGACCUGUUUAAAUGUUGGCUGUAUUCCUUCUAAGGUAUAUGGAAAAACUGUACACAUUAGUUAUUGCUUUUGCGACCUAUGUUAAAACAGUAAUUUGUCUCUCUCUAUUCCAUUUAUUAUUUCUUUGUUUGUCUUAUCUCUCAACCAAGCUUAGUUCCACUUUCCCUUCAACAUAAAUCAAAUUAAUUCAAUGUUGUACAUUUCGUAGGUAUCAUAAUUAUACUUUUUAUAAAAACUUGCAAUUCAGGCUAUUUUUCUUCUCUCUCAGGUGAAUUGUUUUUAUCAUCAAAUGUAGUAUUACACUAUAUUAGUUAAAAGUUACGUUUUAUCUGGGUUACUCGUCUCUCAGAAGGGUUCCCCUACUAAAUGGUUCACCCUUUUGUUCCUUCUCUCUAUUCUUUAGUUUAUGUAGUAUUAAAAGUUUAACCUAAACCUUUAGACAGCUAUUUAAAGGUUAAAAAAAAAAAAGAUUCCAGUCAACUGUAAACAAGGUUGUGCUACAAGACCAAAAAUAGUGACGUUUGGAUUAUUACUAGUUAUUUAUAAAGCAAUGUAUUAUUUUGUGUUUUUAAAAAAAAUUUAUUUUAAGGUCAUGGAGCACUUCAGUGCUACCUAUUAUACUGCGGUUGUUUGUCAAUUGAGAUUAAUGGGACGCUAUAAGCAUCAAAACAAUUUUAGCUUAAUGAAGCAGCGUUGGAGCAUUGCAGUAUAACUGUUCAAUUCUCUACUACUUUGGAGCUAAAACAGUCUAUGCAGCUAUAGUCACACUCUCCCUGCAUGUAACCUACACAGUCUCUGUACACGUUUCCUGUAAAGAGAGUUCAAAUGUUUUAUUGCACAGUCUCUGUCUCAUGCUUUGGUAUUAACCUGCAUGAGCCUUGUGUGUGUGAGAUUAAAAUUCAAUUAGCAGAGCAGGAAAUAAAAAUGUCUAAAAUAAACACACUGUGCUGUCACAUCUGAUUAUUUUUAUUUUUUUUCUCAUGUUCGUUGUGUCACAACCAAGAGCUUGUGUGGCUAGGGUUGUGUAAACAUAAGCAAAUUUGAUUUAACUCUUAAAUGGCAGAGAAUUGAUCAGUGAAGCUACAAGGGCAUGAUAUAUAUCUAUAUCCAUAUCCAGACUCUGGCACUCAACUCCAAAAAAAUAUAAAUGAUAAAGACCCUGGAGGGUUGAAACGUUGAUGUAAAGGUACACUUUUUGUAAUACACUUUGGAAAAACCAAGAGAGUGCUCCUGUUUUGCUUUGUGUAUGUGUAUAUAUUUUAAAUAUGCUCCAUUAAGCUAAAGUUGUUUUGGUUCUUAAUAGUGUCGUCUUAAUGUGCUGGAUUUUAUGCACGUGUGGCUGAAAAACCUGAACUCAAUAAUUAGUGCGUGUCUCUAUAUUUUUGUUCAUAUAGUGUGUGUGCGCCUGCACUGUGAUAUGCUGUAAUUUAUAAAUAUUGAUGUUCCGUAAAAUAAAUGCUUUGUUUCCAGGCUUUGUUGAACAACUCUCACCUGUAUCAUUUAGCGCAUGGAAAAGAUUUUUCAAGUAGAGGAAUUGAAGGUAAGCUCUCUGGGUCUUUAUUCCAAACCUUUAAAUUUCACUCUUGUUUCAUAAAGAGAGGCAUGUUUAAAAUGGCCCUCCAAGCAUCCUAACCACUAAAGCUUAUAGCUGUAGUUAUGCUUAAAUGCUAUAAAUAUAGUCAGUUUUUAGGGGUUUUUUUUUGUUUGUCAAGCCUCUAUACCCAAAAGUAAAGUUCUUCAGCAUCCAAAGCCAACAUCUAAUCAUCUAAGAUUAUAAUAAUAUUUUAUCCUUCAUUGUGUUAUUCUCAGUUCUUGAGCUAGUUUAAGUUCCAUUGUGUCAUUGAGUCAAUUUCCAAAUUGCUGGCAGGUUCUCUCUGCACAGAAGACUAACCAAUCCCAAAUUAUUAUUUCAGCCGUGUUGGGUCUCAUCAGUAAAGUCUGGCUAGAACCCUAUUAGGCACUUUUUAAGCACAUUUGAAUUAACCUUUUUUUACCUAAGAAGAUGCAAAAAACUAUUUGUCUGUGGUUGCUCUAACUCUUUUACACAGAACUUGCCAGAGCUGGUUUGCAUUUCAGAUUGCAUUUUGGUAGUGAGGUCAGUCUGAGAUGCAAACAAAACAAGUUAUCCCUAUAAUGGGACAAGGGAGCUAAAACAAGUCUAAGAACCAAGUAAUGAUAAACUCAGCGGUAAUCUAUUAAAUGUUUGGUUGUUCUCUGUUUUCUCACAAACUACAUCUCUGCUAAAUUCUAAGCAUGAAUGUUUGUCACCUAUAUUUUACCAUUUGAUGUCUUAGUCAUGAAAUCUGAAUCUAUACCAUGACACCUUUUGGUAGUAUAAAACUUGGUGUUAAGCAGAUUGAUUAAAUAUGUGUUUGAUUCUCUUUAGUGACUGGCAUCAAUUUAAACCUAGAAAAGAUGAUGGAGCAGAAAAGUGGUGCAGUGAAGUCUCUUACAUCUGGUAUUGCUCAUUUAUUUAAACAGAACAAGGUCAGAUAUUUCUUUUUUGCAUGUUUUUUUUUGGCAACUUAAUAUCUGUAAUCUACUUGAAUAAAAGAAAUGCAUAUUUCCACAUAAAUUAGUUUGGUUGUUGUAGUAUCCAUGAAUUAAGGGUUGUUGUCUAUGCAUUGGGCGUUGUGUACAAGUAAUGGUAAUUUUUUUUCUGCACUAAGCGUUAUUUAUUUAUUUUGUUUGUACACAAGGACUCCAAUUUGUAAAUUUUCUUACUUUUGUAGAUAAUGCCAAAUACAAAAUGGCAGAGAACUGUAGUUCAGUAAAGUAAUGUUUAAAAUGGUGCACUUUUAAUUCUUCUUUAUUUGUAUGUUCAUAAGAAACUUACCCCUUCUUUGCCAUGUGAAUUUUAAAAUGACACUGUAGGCACCAUAAACACGUAAGGGGACACUAUAGGCACCCAGGCAACUUUGGCUCUUUGAAGUGGGCUGUCACAUAGCAGCCUUUCAAAGGGCUAUGGUCAAACUGUUUAGUUUAGAAAUUAUUAAACUGAAUUUAAAUCCUUAUCUGCCAUUCUCAUAAAUACUUAACUAAUUUUCAUUUUUAACACAGUAAAGGAGUUUAAGCAUGCGUGGGAUAGGCAUAAGGCUAUCCUAACUAUAAGAUAAGGCCAGGGACUAAUGAAAGUAUUUUAAAAAAAAUUGGGCAGACUAGAUGGGCCAUAUGGUUCUUAUCUGCCGUCACAUUCUAUGUCUAUGCAGUGUUCCUGUCUCUCUUAGUCCUGUAAUGUAAAACAUUGCAGUUUUAGAGUAAUAUCAAUGUUUACAUUGCAGUGCUAAGACUGCCUCUAGUGGCUGUCUUAUAAGACAGCCACUAGAGAUGCUUCCGGGAUCUUUUGGUUGCCUGAUGCUGGACGUCUUUACGCUCUGCAUAAGGAAAUCCAACUUUGGGGAGAUCCCCAUAGGAAAGCAUUGAACCCUUUCCUAUAGGGAGGGUCUAAUGUACUCGCUGUGCAUGAGCAUUAGGUCCCCACGUCGGAGGAGAUGUAGUUCUGACCCAUCUACAGUGGCCUUGGCAUGUGGGCAAGAAUACUUUCUUGAGUAUCUUCCGGGACUGAAAAAUUAAUCGAUUUGCCCUUUUAUAUAAUUUUAUAUAGCUUAGAUUACUUCCAGAUGUCUUAGUUCUUGCUCUGUCAGUCCUCCCAGAUUCCAAAAUGUUAUGGUUUUGGAAUCUGUGUUUGUAAAGUCCUUGUUUUAAUAUUGGUUUCAUUUCACAUCUACUUUUAAAUGAGGUGUGAACAUGACUUCUGGUGUCCAUGUUGCAUUACAAUUUGAAAUAGUAAUGAUCCAUAGUUCUAGUGAUGUGUUCAAUAUAUGACAAGAAUGAAGGAAUUGAUUGGGUAAAAGAGGAAACAGAGCACCUGUAGAGUUAUGUAAAUGUUUUCCAUUUCAUUUUUACUUUGCACAGACUAUGUGUAAGGAAUAACCAAAAGAUACAUUGCUAGUAGACUAUCAAAUAAAAUUAGUCUAUCUGCACUCCCCUGUGACUGCCUUUAAACGCAUCUCAAUAUUUUAGUGCUAAAACAGAGUCCCCAGCAGCCCAUCCUCUCUUUGCUGCUCGAGUUGCUGAGGAAGUAUUAGCCUGAGCAGCUAUGAUUGAAAACACUGAAUGGAGAAACAGUGCCAGGGACUCCAAGUACUAUAACCAAUGUAAUUGUUAUAGUGCCUACAGUGUCCCUUUUGCGAAGAUAAAUGCAUAAUUGGAAGGACUUUAAAGUGGUCUUGACAGAACUCUAGAUAUCAGAAAAGUGUUUGGGGUUUUUGGUUUUUUUUAUUUUUUUUUUAGAUGUUACGUUUGUGGCAACUCUUGCCAUGCAUUUUUAUUUUACUACAAUUUCACCCUUUCUGUUUAAGUGCACCCGUACAUAUUCAAUGCCAAACUAAGGAAGAGGCUAUUUUCUCAGCUUUGUGUGGAUUUGGCAGUGCUAGUGUAAAUCUGCAGUUGAAGGUCAUAAGGUUUGAUGAAUUUAACCCAUUGUCUUGCAUAUUCUUAUGUAUUUCUGAUUUUGUUUUAUUUGGCAUUCUGGAUAAAAAAAAAAACUGCCUAUUUCCUCACAGGUAGUCCAUGUUCAAGGUUUAGGAAGAAUCACAGGCAAAAACCAAGUAACCGCAACCAAAGCCGAUGGCACUUCCCAAGUUAUCAACUCUAAGAACAUUCUUGUAGCUACAGGUUCUGAGGUGGCGCCAUUCCCAGGAAUAGAGGUAAAUUGCAAUUUGAGAAUCUAAUAUUUCUUUUACAUUUUAAAAAUAAUUACUUGAAUGCUGCAGCUUUUGUUUCUUAAGGUACACUAUAAGCACUUUAACCAUUUCAUUUGAUUGCAUUGGUUAUGGUGCCUGCAUUCCUCUGGCAAUUUUCAAGUGCCAGAGGAAUGCAGUUCCUAUUUUCAAGUGCUGUAUGCAGGUUUCUGGCAACUCACAGCUCGGACCCCACUUUUGGUAUGGCUAAAGUAGAGACUCCACACUUCCUACUUCCAUACCAAUUUAUACUAGCAAUGGGCAGAUAUAAGGUACAUAGAAAUCUAGAUUUGAAAAAAAGGACUUGAGUCCUUAAAUUCAACCUUUAAAAUACAUCUUUUUAUGUUUUUGCAAAAGAAGGCCAAAAAAAAAAAAAUAUCUACAUUUGUUGCCUAUUUUGUAAUCUAACAUUUUUUUCGUUUAAUGUUAUUCCUAAUUCAACCCCAUUUAAUGUAUAAGUUGCUUGUGGGUUCCUAAUUAAAAAUGCAUGACCUUGCAUAUAUUUGUAUUAGAUCUGAUCUGCCACUUGUCUGCCCAGUCCCUCAAUUUAUAGAGAUGCUAUAUCCUGUUCAGACUGUAUUCUCUUAACUAGUUUUGUCCUAUCUGUAAAUAUAGACGCAUGACCUUAAAUUUCUUAUUCAAGAUAAUUUAUAAACAGAUUAAAGAGAAGUCAAGACAGAACCUUGAGACACUCCACAUACCACUUUUGCCCAAUUUAAAAGAUUUUCAUUGACAACGUAAUAAUGUUCCACCUAAGAACAUGGUCGGUAAUCUUAACUAGCUGAUUUCCACUUUAUCAGUUAAAAAAAUAAAAUAAAAAAUCAUGUAAAUAUAAAAUGCUUUAGCAAAAUCCAAGAAGAUCACAUCCAUGGAAACACCCUGAUGUAUAUUUCUAUGGUUUUCCUCAUAUAACACAAUUAGAUUAGUUUAUCUUACUCUCUCUUCCAUGAAAGUAUGUUUAUCCCUAUUAAUGAUAUUGUUGUUUAAAAUUUAUUGAAUGUUAUCCCUUAACAGCCCUUCAAACAUUUUCACAGACAUAGAUAUAUAACUCCCAGGUCUGUAUUUUCCAGUUUGCACUUUUGAACCUUUUGUAAAUAUAGACUCCACAAUUGCUUUUCUCCAAUCCUCUAGCAUGAUUUCUGAAAUAUUUUUAAAACCGUGGAAUAGACAUUUCUACACUAAGCUCCCUAAGUAUACAUGGGUGAAUACCAUCUGGCUCUGGGGGUUUGGUUACAUUAACUUAUUUAAAUGCUGUAGCCCUUUAUUCCUAACCAACCACCUGUUUGCUUUAGGGCUUUUGUAACCUGGACUCCAAAUAAACAGUGAUAGAUUGAAAGUAAAAUGCUGACACACUCAGACAAUUAAUCCUGCCAAUUGCUGCUCAUUCUAAUGCUUUCUCAUUAGCCCGAGUAGCACAGAGGGGCUGGGCUGGGCUACUGGUGACUCAUGUUCGGCAUUAAUCCAUUAAAACGGUUUAAUGCAGAAAAGGACACUGCAAUGGGACUCCAGAAACUAUAACCUCAUUAGGUGGAGUGCUGAUAGUGUCCCUUUAGGCAUACGAUUUAUUCUGCAGGUUUUUCUAUGUAUACUAUGCCCUACUAAUGCAGGCUUAGUUGUUGAACGCUACAUGAUUAAUGUUUUGUGCAUUUAUAAUCUUAAUCGUAAAUCAUAUUUGGACAGGUAUUGGGUGUUAAAAAGACCCUCUAAACACCUAUAAAACUGCUAGCGCUGGCUAGGGAGCAUAGAAGUUGAGAGACUAGCGUUACUCAGUUCAGACGCCAGCAAUGCAGGCAGUGAGGCCAGCAUGUGAGGCGUGAGGUUUACAAUGCUUGAGGAAGAAUUUCCAUGCAGAGUAAAUCAAAUAAGAGCAGAGGAGGAGCCAAAGGUGGGUGUAACAUGAAGACUAAUGCAAACAAUAAUGAGGAAAUGGCAGCACUGGAUCGAGGUAUCGUGAGUAAAUCUCAGUAUUUUGCAUUGAAUACAUCAUGUAUCUCUAUAAUAUUUGAUUUAAUAAAAACUGAGCUCCUUGUCUUUCUUCAUCCUAAUACUGAUCCUCCUCUUUCACUCUCCCUUCAAGUUAGUAGUAUCCACAUCAGUUCAUCCUUGCAAGCGCGCUGUCUUGGUGUCAUACUUGAUUCUGGCCUCACAUUUGAGCCUCACAUCCAGCAUGUUACCAAGUCCUGUAGAUUCCAUCUUAAAAACCUAGCUCGCAUCCGCCCCUUUCUUACAAAAGAUGCUACCAAGGAGCUUGUCCGUGCUCUAGUAAUUUCCCGCAUGGAUUAUUGUAACCCUCUCCUAAUUUAUCUUCCCAAAAAACGUAUUGCCCCACGACAGUCUGUAAUAAAUGCUGCUGCCAGACUGAUUCUCCUCUCUAGUCUCUCCUCUCUAGUCGGUCCUCUCACAGCUCACCCCUCUAUCAGUCCUUACAUUGGCUUCCUGUAUCCCCAGAGCCAGAUGGUAUUCACCCAUGUAUUUAAAGUGCUAACCCAUACCUAUAAAGCAUUGACCAAUUCUAGCCCCGCUUAUAUCUCUUCACAGAUCCAUAGGUAUGCCCCUUCUCGGUCUCUCUGCUCUGCCCGUUACCUUUUCCUGUCCACUGCUCGCACGUGUAUGGCCAACUUACGCUUGCAGGACUUCUCGCAGGCGGCUCCCUUCCUAUGAAAUAGCCUGACUACCGCCAUCAGACUCUCGCCUAGUCUUCAAUCGUUGAAGAAGUGCCUUAAAACCCAUCAUGUUAGGAAAGCUUAUGGCCUCCCAGAGUAACCUCUACCAUGCAUAACUGUCUCUCUUGCUCUCUCCUCCAUCUCUGCUUCACUCCCACCUUAUUUGAUUGCUAUUUCCUUUCCUGUUGUGUUUUACAUCCAACCUCCCAUAGACUGUAAGAUCCUUUGAGCAUGGUCUUCUUCAGCCUUUUGUUUCUGUAAGUUUUCUUGUAAUUGCUCAUUUUUUAUUUUAAGAUGACAUUGUGAUUUCUGUCUUAUUACGUAAUGGAUUACAGAUCGAUGAAGAGACCAUUGUGUCAUCAACUGGUGCUCUGUCUCUGAAGAAAGUCCCCGAGAAGAUGGUGGUGAUUGGUGCUGGUGUAAUAGGAGUGGAAUUGGUAAGCAUCCAUCUCUCCUGAAAAUGAUGAUGCUUAAUGUACAUUUAUAUAUUGCACAUCUUUCAAAUGUAUUUCAUUGUUAUGUUGACAGUCCUGGCACUUUGCUUGUUUAUCUAGUAUCAAUUAACAAUCACUUGUUUCUGUUACAUUUGUUUAUUUCUGUUUCAGUUUUAGAUAAAAUAUUUAUUUUGAUUAGUUGGUGAGAAACAAGCUAGAUAGCCAUUAGUCUGGAUGAACAUGGUAGAAAUUAAGUGUUAUGUACCAGAACCAACUUUUAAACAGUUUUUCACAGAGACACUCUGUAAAAUACUGGAAGUAAUGCAAACCUUUUUUUAUUUUCCCCAUUUGAUUUUGCCAUGAAUUGUGUGAUCUUUGAUUUUUUUUUUUUCUCUGAAUACAUUUUUUUUUUCCUUUUUAUAAAGAAAUGAUAUGGAGUAUUGGUUUAAUGCAAUUAACUCCGUAUUGACAUCUAAUUCACAGGGCUCUGUAUGGCAACGCUUAGGAGCAGAUGUUACAGCAGUUGAAUUUUUGGGUCAUGUUGGUGGUGUUGGCAUUGACAUGGAAAUCUCAAAAAAUUUCCACCGUAUCCUUCAAAAACAGGGUCUGAAGUUUAAGCUGAACACAAAGGUCACUGGUGCUACAAAGAGGCAGGAUGGAAAAAUUGAUGUUUCGUAAGUAUGAGUUUAAUCUUGCGUGGUCUAAGUGAGAUUUAUAAUAUUCAGUUAGUGCAAGUGGGGGGGUUUUGUUCUCCCUUUUUUUUUUCAGACUAGCAGCUUGUCUGCUGCUAUCACCAUCUGUUUCAAUGAAAUCUUCAACAAACUACCUGAAACAGGGUACUGGGUACAGCUUCAAGUGAUUAAGCUCUCCUGCAGUGAGUAUAGCUGAUCCACCCAAACACUAGCCCAGACUGAGUGAAGGAACUGCUUUAUUAUGGUCAAGUUGCCUGUUUAUAUAAAUAACCCCUAUCAUGAGGUCUCCACACAAUAUAAUGCUAGCCCCUCCUGGGAGAUAAUUGAGUUUAAGACCGGUAAGCUAAUUAUCUCCCAGGAACAAAGAGGCUAAAACAUAAAAAUACCCCAAAACAUCAUUACAAUAUACAGUAACCCCACAUACCAAAUAGCCCUGAUCUGAGCGCCAAAGUUCUCAAAAUAGUGCUCAGAUCAAUGCAUCGUAGGGGAAACAUCACAGUGUUUAAAAGUCUGACCGGCCGCACACAAGGUCCUAUGCCUAAAACAGUCUUUAAAGUAGGUGAUGGUUCCUAUGUUAGGUACUGAAGGCAUCUCAUGCUAUAUGUAAAAAGCCACUAUGGUUAAUGUAUGCCUUACUUAUUCGAAGCAUUAUAACCACUGCGGCCUGCUAUAGUGGCUAUGAUGCUUUGAGUACCCUGCACUAUUCCCUGGUAAUAGGGAAAACCAUUUAGCAACAGUUUGCCUUUUUACCUGGGUCCCACUGGUCCUUCUAAAGUAGGCUGAACAACAUCCGGCUUCGACAGAGCUGCAAAAGCCAGCACCCUCGGCAAAUGAAUGAUCACAGAACAUAUACUCUUGCUUUGUGCUGUUUAAUGAUGAGUCUUUGCUGAGGAAAAAAAUGUGAGGGCCUGUAGAGGUUGCAAAUCUUUUUCUUAAAUAUGCAAACAAUGACUAAUGCAUAAAUGAGUGUAUUUUUGCAUUAAUGAGGUUGUAUCUACUAAAUAGCUAUUUUUAUUUUUUUUAAUUUAUUCAUCCAUUUCCAGUGUGGCAUGUUCUUGGGGUUUUUUUGGUGGGGGGGUUUUGUUCUCCCUUUUUUCAGACUAGCAGCUUGUCUGCUGCUAUCACCAUCUGUUCCAAUGAAAUCUUCAACAAACUACCACUUCCAGUUUUUGUUUUCUCUGUUGGACAAAAGCUUGAGUAAUUCUCUGCCCUCAAAAGUUUAAAGGGGCACUAUGGGCACCCAGACCAUUUCAGCUCAUUGAAGUGGUCUAGAUGCAGUGUCCCUGUCCCCUUAACGCUGCAAUGGUGAUUAUUGCAAUUCCUGAGCCUAAUGCACUCUCAGCGUUCACCGUGCAUGUGACUCAUGCUAACGGUUUUGGAUUCCUAGCACUAUACUGUGGCGGACUGCCUGGCACCCCGACUGGGUACCUCAGUUAAGCUCGGUAGCUCUCCUCCGGGACACAGGAGUGCUUAAAUGCCUAGCCACUGCAGUUUUGCUGGGGUCUCAAGGUUGCUUCGCGCCCUGAAACAGGGUACUGGGUACAGCUUCAAGUGAUUAAGCUCUCCUGCAGUGAGUAUAGCUGAUCCACCCAAACACUAGCCCAGACUGAGUGAAGGAACUGCUUUAUUAUGGUCAAGUUGCCUGUUUAUAUAAAUAACCCCCAUCAUGAGGUCUCCACACAAUAUAAUGCUAGCCCCUCCUGGGAGAUAAUUGAGUUUAAGACCGGUAAGCUAACUAUCUCCCAGGAACAAAGAGGCUAAAACAUAAAAAUACCCCAAAACAUCAUAACAAUAUACAGUAACCCCACAUAUCCCCACAUACCAAAUAGCCCUGAUCUGAGCGCCAAAGUUCUCAAAAUAGUGCUCAGAUCAAUGCAUCGUAGGGGAAACAUCACAGUGUUAAAAUUCUGACCGGCCGCACACAAGGUCCUAUGCCUAAAAUAGUUCCAGGGCGACUUUCGGGAGCUCCUGCUGCCGCAAUAGGUUGUUCUCCGCCUAGCUCUCAGGUAGCAUUUGUUCCCCUUAGUCUCAGACACCUUCCCUCCAAAAAGCGCUCUCCUGACGGGUUGCAAAGUGGUACAAAACCCAGGACCAAGGUGUCCGGGAACCGCACAGUCACCUCAUGCCAAAAACAGUUCCAUAACAUUUGCAGCUAAGUACCGCUGAGGUGACCGGGACCCCUGAAGUCCUGAUGCCGAACUUGGUUCCAUAGUGGUCACUGCUAAGUACCGCUGAGGGCCAUUUGUGGAUUCAUGCGAAUGGCAGCCAGGGAACUAGCGUUCGGUUGUAUUCGAAUAAAGGAAAAGUGCGGAACCAUGGUGUAACGGACCGUUUUGCCCACAAGCGGUUAAAAACCGUUUAGGCGAUCUUCCCCUUUCAGAUGCACAGACAGCUACUGCAGUCACCACUCUCCCGAACUGCAAACACACGAAUUCUGGAAACAGCAGAAUAGGAAAAACCAUGCGGAUAGGUUUACACUCCUAGCAGUCAAACUGGAACAGCAUACAAUAAAUCCUCCCCCAAUAAUGAGACGACACUUCACUUUGAGGGUUAAGCAGGAACUCUGUUGUAAUGGCCACACACUGGCUUUUAUGCAAGUCCCCAUGCAAGGGAACAUCCCACAGGGUGGGACACAGUACAACCAGUCGUUUACAGGAGAACCAUUGUAACGGACCGUUUUGCCCAAAAGAGGUUAGAAACCGUUUAGGCGAUAUUCCCCUUUUUCAGCUGCACCGACAGCUACUGCAAGCGCCAAUCUCCUGAACUGCAAACCCACGAAUUCACUUACUCCCGAACUGCAUACCAAGGGAAUACUCGAAACUCCCGAACUGGAGACACACGAAUAGCUUCUAGCAGACGAACGGGAAAAGCCCCAAAGCGGCUUACACUCCUGGCAAUCAGUCUCUAACAGCAUACAGUAAAUCCUCCCCCAAUAAUGAGACUACACUUCACUUUGAGGGUUAAGCAGGAACUCAUUUACUGGGGCUAACUGCCCGGCUUUUAUGCAGGUCUCUCACCUGGUGGACAAUCCCCUAGGGGACCAAAUGGGAGACUGGGACACAAAGGGUAAAAGGACCAAUCACAGAUUUACACAUUUCAACCAUCCCACAAUGCAUCACAAUCCCUCCUCUCUGCUCUGGUGAUAAUUGAGAAGUAAUUCAAUUAUCUCCAAAGACAGAGGCAAAACUCCAUUAACCACAUGGCAGAAAACAAACAGAAAAAGACAUAAAAUUACCUACAGUUACAUUCAGUACAUAAAACAUAUAUGUUCUACAUAUCCCCAGAUAGCUCAGGUCUGAGCGCACAUUAUUAAGCGAAUGGCGCUCAGACCACACGAAUACAGUUUAAUCACCAUGGAGCCAAAGUCUUUACACAGUCAGUUUCAUGCGAAUGGGCUCCAUGGGAUUCCUAUCUGGGGUACAACACACUCAAACAAAACUACCGAACACCGGGCCAUUCGUGCACUUUCACCGAACAAGAAGGGAGUUCAGCGGUGUUCACGCAAAACUGUGUCCGAUUUCAGUUCCAUGAAUUAAUCGUCGAACACCGCUGGCCGCGACCUCGUGUUCGUGAUACGAAUGGCGGCCACCCAGCAUUCGUCAAUUAAGCUGCGGUUAACCGCAGCUUCAGGGAGGUUAAUUGCCGGCACACUCCAGCUCCCAGGUGGUCUAUUCAUUCGUGCGGUUGUUCGGUAGAUUGAAUCUACCGAACACCUGGAAGAAAAGCACGAAUAAGUCUUUUCUGCAGGGAAAAAGAUGUCUUUUAACAUGGGGUCAUAGUCCAAAGGCAGCAGGCGAGCAACCAGGCUUCUCCAGUGUACAGUGGCGAGGUUGGUUUCGCCACAACCAUAAAACACACCCACAUUUACAUCACAAUCCCUCCUCUCUGUCCUGGAGAUAAUUGUGAAGUAAUCCAAUUAUCUCCCAGGACAGAGGCAAGACUCUAUUAACCACAUGGCAGUAACAAUACAAUAAAAUACAUAAAAUUACAUACAGUUACAUUUAUUCCAUAAAACAUAGACAUUCUACAUAUCCCCAGAUAGCUUAGAUCUGAGUGCACAUUACUACCGAAUGGCGCUCAGAUCACAUAAAUACAGUUCAAUCGCCAUGGAGCCAAAGUCUUUCAAACAGUCUUUCAGCAUACGGCUGGGCUCCAUGGCAUAGCUAUCUGGGGUAGCAUGGCUUUAACAGUCCGCAGAAAGGCACGAAUAAACCUUUCUGCAGGUAAAAUAAAAGUUUAAAAUGCAGGACCAUAGUCUAAAGGGAGCAGGCGAGCAACCAGGCCUCUCCAGUGGACAGUGGCGAGGUUGGUUCCGCCACACAGGGGCACCCUGGGAAAGCUGCUAAUGGGUGCUGGGAUGGGUGACUCCUGAAUGGGGUCUCAGACCUGGACCAUAGUCGGUAGGCAGGAGGCCAGCUUCCACACUCCUCCAGGAGUUCGUGGCAAACGUCAUAGGAAGACCAUUUGUCACAUAUACUAUCCCUUUAAUUGAGCUUGUGACCUGAUAAUUAGGAAAUCUGUCCUAAUGUCUUGUCAGAUUACCCUUGCUAAGCAAGGCAAUGCAUUGAAGAGAAAUAUGCAUAUACAUUUACAUAAUAAUAUGCACAGGCUAUAAUGCAUUUAAUAUUUUAUUUAUAAAUUCUUUAUUUUUUUGUGCAUAGAUGAUGCAGGUAACAUUUUAGCUGGCGAUGCCACAACAGCUAUCGCCAGAGUUUCAAUAGACAAAUAAAAACAAUUGCAUGGCAUGAGUAACUGUGCACAUUUUUAAAAGUAAGAUGAGUAGACAGUAGUGUGGUGGAAAUCAUAGCGUUUUGUGUAAGAGGCUAUAAAGCGUAAAAACGGACUAUGCUAUUAAAGAUAUCGAGAGAUUAACAGACGCUUCAGAGUGAGUGAAUGGAUAAGUGUCCCUGGGUUUACAAAUGCUAAAAAAUUAGAUAAUGAAGCCCUAUCUCAUCCAGUGGUGCGUCCCCUUGAUGAAUACAUAGCUCAGCCUAUGCCCUCCGCUGAGUGCCUAAUGGCCGUGCAGGACAAAGCCUCGGGUCCCAUGUGUUUGGGAAGGCGAGACUCUCUUUCUGUGUUCAUCACAAGGAGUCCACAGCUUGCUGUAAGUGAGAGUUGUUCGCCCCGCUGAGUUGCGUAGAGGGGUUCUUCUCUGAGGGAGCCUUGGUCCCCAUGAGUUGCAGGUCGCUUUUGAUCCAAGCCGUCUGGGUCUUUUGUGAUGCCUCCGUUUCCUCCCCAGCCGCGCUAUGUUGUGCUUGAGCUCUGCCUAGCUUGGUGUUUUGUCAAUCCGUGAGAAGUCCUGUUGGGUCUGUCAAAGGCCUUUGCGAUGCCAUCCUCCUGUAUGGCCCAAGUCGUGGGAGUUUGGAGUGAACUGGGCAUAGGGUCGGUGGCCAUCUUGGCUUUCGAUAGAAAGGAUUCCAGCUCUGCAGGAGCCGGGGGCAAGGAAAGCAGCCGCCUCCUGCAGGCUGUAGUUUUGCUCUGGCAUGGAUUUUCUGAUCGUCAGCAGAGUAGCUGCAAGCACAGUGUCUCCAGACCGCUCACGAGUGUCUUGUAGUGUCAUAAAAUGGUUUGCGGUUGGUUUUGGCUUGUGAUUCAGGCAGAAUACUGGUGUUAGGCCCGGUACUCGGGCAGCAUGAGGACCAUCCAGUUCAGCAGUCAGACUCCCUCCAACCAUUUAAUAUUUUAUAUUGAAUAAAUUAAACAAAAAUACAUUUUCCUUUUAAAAUGUAACUGUCAUGGUACACACAACUUGGUCUUCAAUUAAAUAGCAUUAUAUUUAAUGUACUACAGUCCUGGCAAAUGUAUAGAUUAUUAUUUAAUGCCUUUAAAUGUGUUGGUCCCUCUCCUCCUGUCAAUCAAAUCAUGGUCAUUAGAACUGUGUGCCAGUGUAUCCAGGUUCUAAUUGCAAGAAUUGUGAGAGAAGGAGCAAGAGGCUCUCUACCCACUGUCACUCCCUCACGUUUGCUGGGUGAGUAUAGAAUGUAGUGAAGCCAGCAUGCUGGUGUUGGCACUGUGGAUUGCCUUGCUUGGGGAAGUAUCCUCAAGGAGGACCGAUCUUAGAGAAUCUGAGGGUGGGUGUCACAGCAUUAGAACACCCAAGGACAUCCAAGAAUUACGCACUGGUGUGUGAGGCUGCAGAUAAGUAAUCCUAUAACUGUUCCAAAAGCUACUAAUUAUAUAUUUUAUUUUUAAGUUAACCUGAAGUGCCAGGUUCAGCUUAAGUGGUAUUGGAAGGGUUAGCACUUAGAGCUAGAUGGAAUAUGGAGAACUAAAUAAUACGCUUUAGAGUGACAAGUUCUGAUUUAUUUGCACACUGUUUUCUAAGCUUCUGCAAUUUGUGUUCAACAGUAUUGAAGCAGCUGCUGGUGGUAAAGCAGAAGUAAUCACUUGUGAUGUUUUACUUGUGUGCAUUGGCCGCCGUCCCUACACUCAAAAUCUUGGCUUGCAAGAACUUGGUAUUGAACUGGACAACAAAGGCAGAAUUCCAAUCAACACAAGAUUUCAGACAAAAAUCCCAAAGUAAGUAGUAUGUUCUUGUUUUCUAAACCAGUUUACCUGCGAUCCCAUGCCAAGUUCUUCCUGCAGCCCAGUCCAUCUUCAAUGACAUCUCUCUUCCUCAUUGCAUGAGGAAGGGCAGUCUGAAUUUUAAUUUUGGAUGGAAGGGAGGGUUUCCUGAACUGCCAUUGUGUAUCCAAACCAAAUCUAUGCACUAAACUGAGAUUAGCAGCCCAGAUACCCUGUUUUGGGCUGCAAAUAAUGCUACUGUAAGUGGAGCUGCACCUACAGGAGCAAAGUUCUCUAUCUGGAUAUGUGCAGCUUUUCACAUUUCAGACUACAAGCACUUUGCCCCCUUCAAAUUACUGAAGUUGCCACAUUACUUAGAAUAACCCUUUAAAAGUAUGUUCCUGACAGUGUAAGUUGUUUUGUCAAACCACAAUCAGAAGUGGAUAAAACUUAAAUUGUCUGCAUAUGCAUGAACUGGGUAAUGGGCUCAACAGUUUUUGAAUAGUUGUUUGUAGUAAAUUCCUUCCCAUGAUUCCCCUGGUCCUCAAAAUUGUGUUAUUCACUACAAAAAAAAGGGUAUUUUUUUCUGAUCUACACUGCUCAAAAAAAUAAAGGGAACACAAUAAUAACACAUCCAAGAUCAGAAUGAAUUAAAUAUUCUUCUGAAAUACUAUGUUCUUUACAUAGUUGAAUGUGCUGACAACAAAAUCACACAAAAAUUAAAAAAUGGAAAUCAAAUUUUUCAACCCAUGGAGGUCUGGAUUUGGAGUCCCACUCAAAAUUAAAGUGGAAAAACACACUACAGGCUGAUCCAACUUUGAUGUAAUGUCCUUAAAACAAAUUAAAAAUGAGGCUCAGUAGUGUGUGUGUGGCCUCCACGUGCCUGUAUGACCUCCCUACAACGCCUGUGCAUGCUCCUGAUGAGGUGGCGGAUGGUCUCCUGAGGGAUCUUCUCCCAUACCUGGACUAAAGCAUCUGCCAACUCCUGGACAGUCUGUGGUGCAACGUGACGUUGGUGGAUGGAGCGAGACAUGAUGUUCCAGAUGUGCUCAAUUGGAUUCAGGUCUGGGGAACGGGUGGGCCAGUCCAUAGCAUCAAUGCCUUCAUCUUGCAGGAACUGCUGACACACUCCAGCUACAUGAGGUCUAGCAUUGUCUUGCAUUAGGAGGAACCCAGGGCCAACCGCAACAGCAUAUGUUCUCACAAGGGAAGAUCUCAUCUCGGUACCUAAUGGCAGUCAGGCUACUUCUGGCGAACACAUGGAGGGCUGUGCGGCCCCCCAAAGAAAUGCCACCCCACACCAUUACUGACCCACUGCCAAACCGGUCAUGCUGGAGGAAAUUGCAGGCAGCAGAACGUUCUCCAUGGCGUCUUCAGACUGUCACGUGCUCAGUGUGAACCUGCUUUCAUCUGUGAAGAGCACAGGGCACCAGUGGCAAAUUUGCCAAUCUUGGUGUUAUCUGGCAAAUGCCAAACAUCCUGCACGGUGUUGGGCCUUCAUACCACCCUCAUGCAGUCUGUUUCUGACCGUUUGAGCAGACACAUGCACCUUUGUGGCCUGCUGGAGGUCAUUUUGCUGGGCUCUGGCAGUGCUCCUCCUGUUCCUCCUUGCACAAAGGCGGCGGUAGCGGUCCUGCUGCUGGGUUGUUGCCCUCUUACGGCCUCCUCCACGUCUCCUGAUGUACUGGCCUGAUUCCUGGUAGCGCCUCCAUGCUCUGGACACUACGCUGACAGACACAGCAAACCUUCCUACCACAGCUCGCAUUGAUGUGCCAUCCUGGAUGAGCUGAACUACCUGAGCCACUUGUGUGGGUUGUAGACUCUGUCUCGUGCUACCACUUGAGUAAAAGCACCGCCAGCAUUCAAAAGUGACCAAAACAUCAGCCAGGAAGCAUAGGAACUGAGAAGUGGUCUGUGGUCACCACCUUUAUUGGGGGUGUCUUGCUAAUUGCCUAUAAUUUCCACCUGUUGUCUAUCCCAUUUGCACAACACCAUGUGAAAUUGAUUGUCACUCAGUGUUGCUUCCUAAGUGGACAGUUUGAUUUCACAGAAGUGUGAUUGACUUGGAGUUACAUUGUGUUGUUUAAGUGUUCCCUUUAUUUUUUUGAGCAGUGUAGUUUGGUAUCUGUGUGUCCAUUUGCCACUAGAAUGUUUUAGUGGGAGCUGCGUCUGCUUAAUAUUCUUUAGAAUUUCUUGAGUAAUGUCUUUUAUGCCAAAAAGUUGUUUUCUUGAAGCCAGUGAUUGAGAACAUUUUCGGAAGUUCUCAGCCUAUCACCAGAACCCAUGGAAAAGCUUCUGGAUUGAGGUUGGAGCUGGAGGAAUAUGCAGAUGGGUGAGGACGACGAGUGCCGUCAAGCAUUUGGGAGUUAAAAAAAAAAAAAAAAGGUUCCCAAGACCUCCAUAUCCAUAACAGCUUUGUUGAGAUAGUCGUUCUGGUGCAUGUAGUGUACCUUUAAGGGAAAAUAACUGUAACAGAAUGUUGUUUUUCUAUUUUUUAGUGAACUGCAUUUAUUUUUGAACGUAUUGAGCUAUAAUACGUUUCUUAUGCUAUAUACAAUCAGAUUAAUUUAUGUUUUGUGAAGUUACCUUCUAGUUGCCGUAAUAUGUAUAUUUAAUAAUCGAUUCAGUGUUUUUUUUAAAAGCAUCACUUCACACAAAGCAUCACUGUAUUCUCUGUUUUAAUUUAUUAGCAUCCAUGCCAUUGGUGAUGUAGUGGCUGGACCAAUGUUGGCUCACAAAGCAGAAGAUGAAGGUAUUAUUUGCGUAGAAGGGAUGGCUGGAGGUGCAGUUCACAUAGACUAUAACUGUGUACCCUCUGUAAUAUAUACGCAUCCAGAGGUGGCUUGGAUUGGCCGGUCAGAGGAGCAGUUGAAAGAAGAGGUAUGUUUAAUUACAAAGGCAAUAUAUAACCGGUUAUUGUUUUGUUUGUGUGUGAGACUUUUUUGUUUUGUUUUCUUUUGUUUAGUUUUUCUAUUCUUUUACACUGACAUUUAUAAAUAUGCAUUUUAACCCCUUAUUGACUGCAGGCAGUUGUAAAAGUUGUGAUCAAAACAAAGCGUAAGCAAAACUUAGAAUUUACGCUAUAUGUUUGUUCAAACAGAAUUCACCUCUUUCAUAUUCAAUGCACCCACACCUAUUAUAUAUAAUUUUCUUCAGGAGAAACAGGGCUUUCAUUUCAUAUCAAAUAUUUAUGUAUAAAACUUAAUUUAAUAUGAAUAAAAUAUAGAAAAAAGUGCGAAAUUCAGAUAUUUUGUUAUUUUCUUUAGUUCUGCAUGGCAUUUUAACUGUGGAUGUCAUAAUACUGUUAGCUGUUACUGCAAUAAAGUACACAUAUUUGUAUUCAGCAAUGUCUCACGAGUAAAACCGUACCCCCGUGUAUAGGUUUUAUGGUGUUUUGGAAAGUUACAGGGUCAAAUAUAGCAUGUUACAUUUUUCACUUUUUUCAAACACUGGCCAAAGUUAGCGUUCAUAUUUGUUUGUGUGUGGAAAAUGCAUAUAUAUCCUCAUCAUGAUCACAUGGCCCGGGAGGGCUGGAUCAGCUGCAGGGGGACUGCAGGCAAGUCCCAUCACCCCCCUCCCCCCCCAUCGCGGUUGCUGGCGGGGGAUCGCCAGCGAUCAGGUCAUUAGGAAGGACGGCGUUUAGGACCGUCUCCAAGGACACCUGCCCUCCUUAAGGGGUUAAACAAAGUAUUGUUAUUAGGAAGGACGGCAUUUAGGACCGUCUCCAAGGACACCUGCCCUCCUUAAGGGGUUAAACAGAGUAUUGUCAUUAGGAAGGACGGCGUUUAGGACCGUCUCCAAGUACACCUGCCCUCCUUAAGGGGUUAAACAGAGUAUUGUCAUUAGGAAGGACGGCGUUUAGGACCGUCUCCAAGGACACCUGCCCUACUUAAGGGGUUAAACAGAGUAUUGUAUUUGUUUUGGUGUGUAGUUUGUUUCAUCCAUUUUCCAUCAUCAUGCUGUUUUCAAAAUUUAAAGGGGUGCUCCAAGCACCAUAACCACUGCAGCAAUAUGUAGUGAUUAUGGUGCUUGGAGUGACCUGGCGAUCUUCCUUGGUAAGUAGUUUUAGAAUGGUUUUUCUUCUUACCUGCAGUCUACCGGGUACCUCUCUCCUUCUCCGCUACCAAUGCCAGAGAGUAGGAAGCUCAUAAACUGAUCGGUUUCAACAAGUGAGUAUGGACAGGGCUUAGUUCCAGAGAGCUUAUGAAAAUUUCUGAUUGGGAGCUUCCAGCUCUCCAGCAUUGGUAGUGGGGGUGAGAUAUAGCACCCUACAUACCAUAGGUUAGAAGUCAAAACAUUUUAAAACUGUGGAAGUGCACAGAGGCACUCCUGGCAAAAUAACCACUACAGCGAGGUUGGAGUGUUACUUUAUUUGUUAAUCUAUAAUUUCAUGCUUGCCGGUGUGCAAAGCACACAAUGCGUAAUUUUUAUCCCUAUUCAUAAAUCAGAAAUAUGCAACUGUAAAAACGAUUUAUUGAAUACGAAUGGAAAACCUCAAUUAUGAGUUCCUAGUUAAUUUAAUUUUAGUAAAAAAAUAUUGUAUAUUUUAUCUUGGUAUAAAACCAAAAGUAAUAGAUAUGGACCAUUCAAUGCGCAUCUAAGUAUGCAUUAAAAAGUGAGAUAUUGAGUGAGGUAAUGGAGGGUGCACGUGCACCAGUUCUACCCAAACUCUGCAUUCACUAGCUUUGAAAAGUGUUAUUAAAUGCCAAUAAAGAACAACAAUGUUUUCAUUAUCCUGUGGUCUUUGUGAAAUACUUAAUUUUGUACACCAAAUACAAUACACCAAAUGGAGCUUUCCUUGUUAAUAGGUUUUAUAUUUAAGGUUUUGUGUAUGUAAAACUUUUUUUUUUAAAUAAACUAAUGUACAUUCACUUCUAUGCAGGGUACAGAGUACAAAGUUGGAAAGUUUCCAUUUGCAGCAAACAGUCGAGCGAAGACAAAUGCUGACACAGAUGGUUUGGUGAAAAUCCUGAGCCAUAAGUCUACAGACAGAAUGCUUGGUGCUCAUAUACUUGGAGCAGUAAGUUUAAAGACUUUUUGGAUCUGAUAAAUGUUGUUGUCAUUGCAAGCUAAGGGCCAGUGGCAACUGCUCCAAUUAUUAACUUCUUGUGGAUGUGACAAAAUUGACCUCCACUUUUCACACAUCCUUUUUUUUCAUGGCUUACCCUUUAUGUGGCCAGUCCCUUUGCGAACAAAGCUUGGCUUUUCAUCAUGAGAAAUGUAGUUCAGAAACUUCUAGAUACAUGUGAUCACUACUUAGAAUUAAUCUUAACAGUAAAACAAAAGACUGGUUGAAUGUCAUGGGGAAUUUAGUUUGCUAAUGAGCACCUAAUAAACCACAGUCUACAAGUAUUAAUUAACCAACUUUGGCAUGUCCUAUAUUUGCAAGACUGCACAUAUCAUGAUGCUCUGAAAACCUAGAUGGAAAUAUCCACAAAUCAUAACUAACAUUUGCAGUACAGAUAUUUGUGGACUAGUUUUCACACACCGCUCCUACUUUCUUUAGUCCACAAUUACCCUCGACCCCCAUUCACGCCCUUUCUCUUUACUUAUGUUUUAUAUCUGUCUCUCCUGGGCAGCCAAGUCUCAAUAUCUCUCUCUUCCUGGCAACAUUUCCUCUUCCCAACCAAUGCUAAUAUUUCCAUACCUGAUUAUAUUCACUAUAGCAUUUCUAGUGUUUAAUACAUAUAUAAAAUAAUUUUAUUUCCCCAAUAUAUGGUUAUUAGUUUUCAAAAGGUACAAGGAAAAAAAAAAAAAGCACAGCAAAAAAAGUUAAUGUAAUGUAGCCCCACUUCAAGUUACAAUGCAUUUUAAUUUUCUCUCUAUGCCGAACAUUUAUGUGUAGUUCUUUUUUAUGUUUUUGAAAUGGUACAAGACAAUUCCACAGUUUUGCUUCUAAACUAAGCACAUUCUUCCUAUUUGCUUAUUUUCUUCCCACUUUUUUUUCAUCUGCUUUACUGUGUUUGCAGGGUGCCGGAGAGAUGAUUAAUGAAGCUGCACUUGCUAUGGAAUAUGGAGCCUCCUGUGAAGAUGUAGCCCGAGUGUGUCAUGCUCAUCCUGUAAGUACAUAAAAUAUUAAUGGAAUUUAUAAUUUAGGUAAUACGGUUUAUGUGCAUGUUCUCACCACAUUUUUUCCCCUCUUUCUGCAGACUGUAUCAGAAGCCUUCAGGGAAGCCAAUUUGGCUGCAUCAUUUGGCAAAGCCAUCAAUUUUUAGGUGGUUCUAAAAAAACUCUACAUGUACAUAGGUUUCUAAAAAAGGGUUGAUCAAUGUGUUGAGGUACAACACUUGGACACCAUUUCUUGCUGAAUCCAGUGGUCUCUUAGUGGAAAAUAACUUAACAUUGUGUUAGUCAUAUGAAAUGCAUACAAAGAAAACAAGAAUUUUAAUUGAACUGAGACUUGAAAAAGUAGGCUGACAUCUGAACAUCUUUGUUUUAUAACUUUCAUUGUUGGAAACCAUGCCAUAAAAAUUUAAUGAUUGUAAAAUUAUUUCGUAUUAAGAAUGCAUUCUAAUUGUAUUGAACAGAUCUGAGAAACCUCCACAUUGGCUGUCCUCAUAUUUUUCUUUCUUCCACCAUACCGAAUUGUGGAAAUGUAAUUUAACAUAUACAUCCUGUAAAUGCUGCCAUUCAUGGUAGGGCUGUUUUCCUAUUCUAGUAAAUAUUGCUUGUACCAGUUCCAUCCAGGUAUAUGUACCAACAUGUCAAAACAUAUAUUCAGAAAUAAAUACAUUAUAAUAUAUAUUUAUUGCUAAUUUCAUUUUAGAUUUUCUUUUUGAGUUUUGUGGUUUUUGUCUUUGUUUUCUCCUCACAAUGAUGUAAACCAGUGGAAAUUGCCAUUUGUUUGCAUUUUGUCAAGAGUGGAAAAGUAGUGUUUGAAAUAGUCUUCAGGAAGGACAUUUAUGAGGAGAUGAUGGAUUUCAUUCACCAAACAAUUAUACCAGACUUCUCUUGAGUAUAAGAUUUUUUUUUUCUAGGUUAUGACUGUUGUGUCUUCUCUAAUUUUUUACGGGUUAGAUGUUCAAACAUGUUACAUGUGCAUUUGAUUUUUAUGGGUGUCAAAAAUGGCUGUUUUUGUACUACAUUAAUGAAAAUCAGUUAACAUUUUCUUUGGCAUGCAUUUUAUCCAUUAUCCUCAAAUUUAAUAAACUUGGUUUAUUUAAAAUAUGUACAUUAUUUUGUUGUCACAUACAUUUGCAUUGAUUAUGGCUCAGUUUUAGUGGUAUUUAUAUGUUC
Messenger RNA from Pelobates cultripes (western spadefoot toad), 28537 nucleotides. The record is from the annotation of a GenBank genome assembly. NCBI's taxonomy places the organism in Eukaryota, Metazoa, Chordata, Amphibia, Anura, Pelobatidae.